GGAGGUGGACUUAAUUGUGAUAGAUUGGUGUGCUCGCAGUGCGUACAGAGAGAGAGAGAGGACCAGAAGGGGAGAAAUUGUCCAUUGUUUUUAUGUGUAAAUCAAAUAUUGCAGGGAGUUAAAAGAGAGGCAAUAGCAUCAUCAUUACGUGCGUGGAGGAGGAAGGCGCGUUGUUUUGAGCGGAUCAUCAUCAUCUUUAACAGGACCGCCACUGCUAGCACUAGCAUCAUCAUCCGGCCUGCUGAGACGCGAGGUCGGCGGCUGGAGUGUGCAACAGCAGCAGACUCACCAUGGCGGUUAACCUCGACAAGGAGGCUUACUACCGGCGGAUUAAGAGACUCUACAGCAACUGGAAGAAAGGAGAGGAUGAUUUUGGAAAAGUCGACGCUAUUGUGGUCUCUGUGGGCGUGGAUGAGGAAAUCGUCUACGCUAAAUCCACAGCCAUACAGACUUGGCUCUUUGGCUACGAGCUGACGGACACCAUCAUGGUCUUUUGCGACGCCAAGAUCCUCUUCCUGGCCAGCAAGAAGAAGGUGGACUUCCUUAAACAGGUGGCCGUCACCAAGGGCAACGAGAAUGCCAACGGGGUACCGCCCAUCACGUUGCUCACCAGGGAGAAGAACGAGAGCAACAAGCCUAACUUUGACAAGAUGCUGGAUGCCAUCAAAGGCAGCCUUAAAGGCAAGACAGUCGGCAUCUUCAGCAAGGACAAGUUCCCCGGCGACUACAUGAAGAGCUGGAACGACACGCUUACGACUGAGGGGCUACAAAAGGUGGACAUCAGUGCUGUGGUGGCGUACACCAUGGCGGUGAAGGAGGACGGCGAGCUCAACCUGAUGAAGAAGGCGGCAGCCAUCACCAGCGAGGUUUACUCAAAGUUCUUUAAGGAGCGCGUCAUGGAGAUAGUCGAUGCGGAUGAGAAAGUGCGCCACAGCAAACUGGCCGAGUCUGUCGAAAAGGCAAUCGAGGAGAAGAAGUACUUGGGCGGCGUGGACCCGACCACGGUGGAGAUGUGUUACCCUCCAAUUAUCCAGAGCGGAGGAAACUAUAGCCUCAAAUUCAGUGUUGUCAGCGACAAGAACCACAUACACUUCGGCGCCAUCACCUGUGCCAUGGGCAUCCGCUACAAGUCGUACUGCUCCAACCUUGUUCGCACGCUCAUGGUGGACCCGCCACAGGAGAUGCAGGACAACUACAACUUCCUACUGCAGCUGGAGGAGGAGCUGCUCAAAGAGCUCAAGCAUGGUGUGAAAAUCUGCGACGCUUACAAUGCCGUGCUGGAGUACAUGAAGAAGGAGAAACCUGAUCUCAUUGCCAAGCUGACCAAAAAUCUUGGGUUCGUCAUGGGAAUCGAGUUCCGAGAAGGUUCCUUGGUGCUCAACUCAAAGAAUCAGUACAAGCUGAAGAAAGGCAUGGUGCUCAGUAUCAGCUUAGGCCUGGCCGACCUCACCAACAAGGAUGCCAAAAAAGAAGAACAGAAGAAGUACGCCUUGUUUGUCGGCGACACUGUGCAGAUCAACGAGGAAGAGGCAGCCGUAGUUCUCACACCGGUCAAGAAGAAGAUCAAAAACGUGGGCAUCUUCUUAAAGAAUGACGAUGAGGACGAUGACGAGGAGGACGGGAAUGAUGCGGAAGAGCUGUUGGGAAAAGGCGCUCGCAGUGCAGCUCUCCUUGCCGAUAGAACCCGGAAUGAGAUGACUGCUGAAGAGAAGCGUCGGGCCCACCAAAAGGAGCUGGCCAACAGUUUGAACGAGGAGGCCAAGCGGCGUCUGACCGAACAGAAAGGCGAGCAGCAGAUACAGAAGGCCAGAAAAUCCAAUGUGUCCUACAAAAACAUGUCUCAGAUGCCGAGAGAGAAGGACAUCAGAGAAAUGAAAAUUUUCAUCGACAAGAAAUACGAGACCGUUGUCAUGCCGGUCUUUGGCAUUGCCACGCCGUUUCACAUCGCCACAAUCAAGAACAUCAGCAUGUCUGUCGAAGGAGACUACACGUACCUCAGGAUCAACUUCUACGUCCCUGGCAGCUCCCUCGGCCGACAUGAGGGAAACAUCUUCCCCAACCCGGACGCUACAUUUGUCAAGGAAAUCACAUAUCGGGCGUCAAACCUGAAGGCGCCUGGCGACACAUCUGUGCCGUCCACCAAUCUGCAGAACGCUUUCCGCAUCAUCAAGGAGGUGCAGAAGCGCUACAAGACACGGGAGGCGGAGGAAAAGGAGAAGGAAGGCAUAGUAAAACAGGACUCGCUGGUCAUCAACCUGAAUCGUAGCAACCCCAAGCUCAAAGACCUCUACAUCCGGCCCAACAUUGCACAGAAGAGGAUGCAGGGCUCGCUGGAGGCCCACACAAACGGUUUCCGUUUCACGUCAGUCCGCGGCGACAAAGUGGACAUCCUUUAUAACAACAUCAAGCACGCUGUCUUCCAGCCGUGUGACGGCGAGAUGAUCAUCGUCCUGCACUUCCACCUCAAGAACGCCAUCAUGUUUGGCAAGCGGCGCCACACGGACGUGCAGUUCUACACGGAGGUGGGAGAGAUCACCACGGACCUGGGCAAGCACCAGCACAUGCACGACCGCGACGACCUCUACGCCGAGCAGAUGGAGCGCGAGAUGCGGCACAAGCUCAAGUCGGCCUUCAAGAACUUCAUUGAGAAGGUGGAGACGCUCACAAGGGAAGAACUAGAGUUUGAAGUUCCCUUCAGGGACCUGGGCUUCCAGGGCGCCCCCUACAGGAGCACCUGCCUGCUGCAGCCCACUUCCAGCUCCCUCGUCAACGUCACAGAAUGGCCGCCCUUCGUGGUGACUCUGGACGAGGUGGAGCUGGUCCACUUUGAGCGCGUCCAGUUCCACCUGAAAAACUUUGACGUGGUAAUCGUCUAUAAGGACUACAACAAGAAGGUCACCAUGAUAAACGCCGUGCCUGUCAACUCUCUGGACCCCAUCAAGGAGUGGCUCAACUCGUGUGACAUCAAGUACACCGAGGGCGUGCAGUCUCUCAACUGGACCAAGAUCAUGAAGACCAUCGUCGACGACCCUGAGGGCUUCUUCGAGCAAGGAGGAUGGUCUUUCCUGGACCCAGAGAGCGAGGGGAGCGGCGCCGAGCAAGAUUCCGAGUCUGAGAUGGAGGAUGAGACAUUUAACCCCUCCGGGGACGAUGAGGAAUUUGAGGAGGAGGAGGACAGCGAUGAAGACUACAGCUCAGAGUCUGAGAAUUCAAACUACAGCGCGUCGAUGGGCAGCGAGGAGGAGAGCGGCAAGGACUGGGACGAGCUGGAGGAGGAGGCUCGGAAAGCUGACAAGGAGAGUCAGUACGAGGACGUAGACGCGUCUAACAACAACAAGAAGAGGAAGAUCCGCCCAUCGGCACCAGCCCCUAGCAAAAAGAAGAGGCGAGCCUAAACUGCCAAUCCUCGAACCGCCAUCCCUCCUACUUAUCACCCUCACUUUGCCCCGAUCGGCUCUUUGGACUCAAACAUGCACGCUCAGAUACACGAGCUGUGUGUGUGUGUGUGUGUGGGUGUGUGUGUGUGUGUGUGUGUGUGUGUGUGUGUGUGUGUGUGUGUAGACAUAGAAGCCAUUGUUUGUGUUGGUAAACACGUCAUCGUGGUGACGUACCAGCAUUUU
Molecule: messenger RNA, 3620 nt
Organism: Entelurus aequoreus (snake pipefish)
Lineage: Eukaryota; Metazoa; Chordata; Actinopteri; Syngnathiformes; Syngnathidae
Gene: supt16h
Product: SPT16 homolog, facilitates chromatin remodeling subunit
Exons: 23
Coding region: 291-3395 (1034 amino acids)
Biological process (GO): transcription elongation by RNA polymerase II; positive regulation of transcription elongation by RNA polymerase II
Cellular component (GO): FACT complex
Molecular function (GO): nucleosome binding
Source: RefSeq, a predicted model, not a curated record